This is a messenger RNA of Megalops cyprinoides (Indo-Pacific tarpon), 2521 nucleotides long. It is a transcript of the gene pgm5, whose product is annotated as phosphoglucomutase 5. The transcript is spliced from 11 exons. Gene Ontology annotation, biological process: striated muscle tissue development; myofibril assembly; carbohydrate metabolic process. Gene Ontology annotation, molecular function: phosphoglucomutase activity. Lineage: Eukaryota; Metazoa; Chordata; Actinopteri; Elopiformes; Megalopidae. The record is from RefSeq and is a predicted model, not a curated record. Gene Ontology annotation, cellular component: adherens junction; cytosol; sarcolemma. Bases 329 to 2032 code for a protein of 567 amino acids.
AAAGCGCACGCUUACAAGGCAAUAAUACGCAACAGCAACUUACAUCGUCUUCUCCUCCCUCUGUUCCCAGCGACAGUACUGGCGAGCUCAUCCUUAUUUUUUCGCUUUCAGAUAUUGUUGAAGGAGUUCUGUUCUGUCAUUUUCAGUAGGGAGCUGAGCAAGCUCAUGUAGGUGAUUUGAGCCGAAGAGGACAAGGUGGACGAAUUACACGUUUCCUCAACUACAGUGCUCGACUUUCCUCCUUCAUUUCACUGACACACCCGGGGGCGACCUUAGGGUAAACACCAGGAGGGACGAUUCACACGCGUCUCGGAGGGUACCCCAAACGAUGGAAACAAAUCCAAUCCCGGUGGUGACCGUCCAAACGGCCCCUUACGAUGACCAGAGACCUGGCACCAGCGGUCUAAGGAGGAAGACCACGGUCUUCGAAAGUAAGAGAAAUUACUUGCAGAACUACAUCCAGAGCGUGCUGUCCUCCAUCGACCUGCGAGACCGCCAGGGCUGCACUAUGGUGGUGGGCAGCGACGGCAGGUACUUCAGUCGCACCGCUAUCGAGGUCAUCGUUCAGAUGGCAGCGGCGAAUGGGAUCGGCCGACUGGUCAUUGGCCACAAUGGGAUCCUGUCCACUCCAGCAGUGUCGUGUAUCAUCCGGAAGAUCAAAGCCAUUGGGGGCAUCAUCCUCACAGCCAGUCACAGUCCAGGGGGGCCAGCCGGGGACUUUGGAAUCAAAUUUAAUGUGGCCAACGGAGGCCCAUCCCCAGACACUGUCACGGACAAGAUUUACCAGGUCAGCCGUACACUGGAGGAGUAUGCCAUCUGCCCUGACCUUCGGAUCGACCUGUCCAGGCUGGGCCGGCAGGACUUUGACCUGGAGAACAAGUUCAAACCUUUCAGAGUGGAGAUCGUGGACUCGGUGGAGGUGUACCUGAACAUGCUGCGCGGGAUCUUUGAUUUCAAUGCUAUCAAGGGCCUGCUGACUGGUCCAAAUCAGCUCAAAAUCCGGAUAGAUGCAAUGAAUGGAGUGAUGGGGCCCUAUGUCAGGAGGAUCCUCUGUGAUGAGCUGGGAGCUCCUGCCAACUCAGCUGUCAACUGCGUCCCCCUGGAGGACUUCGGGGGCCAGCGCCCAAACCCCACCCUGACCUAUGCCUCCUCUCUGGUGGAGUCCAUGAAGGGCGGGGACUUUGGCCUUGGCGCCGCCUUCGAUGCGGAUGGGGAUCGCUACAUGAUUCUGGGUCAGAACGGAUUCUUUGUGAACCCAUCGGACUCCGUAGCUGUGAUGGCGGCUAAUCUCUCCUGCAUCCCCUACUUCAGACAGAUGGGGCUCCGUGGCUUUGCUCGCAGCAUGCCCACCAGCACCGCCCUCGACAGGGUGGCUAAAGCCCUGAAGGUGGCGCUGUAUGAGACACCCACUGGCUGGAGGUUCUUCGGGAAUCUGAUGGACUCUGGGAGAUGUUCUCUGUGUGGCGAGGAGAGCUUUGGAACAGGCUCAGACCACAUCCGUGAGAAGGAUGGGCUGUGGUCAGUGCUGGUCUGGCUGUCCAUAAUGGCCGCCCGCAAACAGGGUGUGGAGGAAAUUGUGAAGGACCACUGGGCCAAGCUGGGCCGGAAUUACUUCUGCCGGUUUGAUUACGAGGGAGUCGAUCCCAGAGCUGCCUUCUACAUGAUGAGAGACCUAGAGGCGGUGAUUUCAGACAAGGCUUUCACCAGUCAGAAGUUCGCUGUGGGCAACAACGUCUACAGCGUGGAAAAAGCAGACAACUUUGAAUACAUCGACCCAGUGGACGGAACUGUAGCACGCAAUCAGGGUUUGCGUAUCAUCUUCUCGGAUGCGUCGAGGCUGAUCUUCCGGCUGAGCGGGACCGGCAGCGGAACUGGAGCCACCAUCCGGAUCUACGCCGAGAGCUAUGAGAGAGACCCUGAGAGACAGAACCGAGAAACACAGGCGGUGCUGGGCCCCCUCAUUGCCAUUGCGCUGAAGAUCUCAGACAUCCACGAACGGACAGGACGCCGAGGCCCCACCGUCAUUACCUGAGCUUCCCUGACGAUUCACACUCGGGGCCAAAAAAGAGACAUUUUUUCACAAGGAUCCAGUCUUCACCUCCUCUUCUUCAUCCCUCUAUCCCAUCCUCCACACUGUCUACCCCACUCCAUGUGACACCGCUCCACUCUCCCAGCUAAUGCGCUACACAUUUACAAUGUUUCUGUAAUGCCUGUGAAGCGUUGCCUUCUCACAGUAAGGUGGUGAGAAUAUUACAGUGUUGGCUGGUCUCUCUCUGUUCUUCCUCUGACUUCUCUGUCUGUAUUACCCCUUGCUGGCUGCAACCUUUUGACCUUUGAAAAAUGACUUAGGUGCAAGUAUAUUCUCUGAACUACAGGCAAUACAUAAAGUGCUAUGUUUAAAAAGAUGUUUACGAAUGUGUACCAAAGAGGGAAAAUCUAUUAUAGGAGUGACAGUACUCCUACAUACUCGGACAUAGAUGAAAAAAAUGUUUUAGGAUAUGUUGAAAUAUGUUGAUUUCUC